Molecule: messenger RNA, 1728 nt
Organism: Scleropages formosus (Asian bonytongue)
Lineage: Eukaryota; Metazoa; Chordata; Actinopteri; Osteoglossiformes; Osteoglossidae
Product: tubulin beta-3 chain-like
Exons: 4
Coding region: 125-1483 (452 amino acids)
Biological process (GO): microtubule-based process
Cellular component (GO): microtubule
Molecular function (GO): GTP binding; GTPase activity; structural constituent of cytoskeleton
Source: RefSeq, a predicted model, not a curated record
CUCUCGGGGCAGCACGCGGUAUAAAGGCCUAUAAAAGAAAGGGUGGCUUGCGCAGACGCAGGUUGGAGUCCCGCUGCUCGUUCACACUCGCCAGAGGCAGAGAGGCUCACAGGAGGCAGAGAGGAUGAGAGAGAUCGUGCACAUUCAGGCCGGACAGUGCGGCAACCAGAUUGGAGCAAAGUUCUGGGAGGUGAUCAGCGACGAGCAUGGCAUCGAUCCGGCGGGGAACUAUGUUGGCGACUCUGACCUGCAGCUGGAGAGGAUUAGUGUCUAUUACAAUGAGGCCUCCUCUUCCAAGUACGUUCCACGAGCCAUCCUGGUGGACCUGGAGCCCGGCACCAUGGACAGCGUGCGCUCCGGGGCGUUCGGCCACCUCUUCAGACCAGACAACUUCAUCUUUGGCCAAAGUGGAGCCGGGAACAACUGGGCCAAGGGCCACUACACAGAGGGGGCGGAGCUUGUUGACGCGGUGCUGGACGUGGUGAGGAAGGAGUGCGAGAACUGUGACUGCCUCCAGGGCUUCCAGCUGACGCACUCGCUGGGCGGCGGCACGGGCUCCGGUAUGGGCACCCUGUUGAUCAGUAAAGUGCGGGAGGAGUACCCGGAUCGCAUCAUGAACACGUUCAGCGUGGUGCCUUCCCCCAAGGUGUCAGACACGGUGGUGGAGCCCUAUAACGCCACGCUGUCCAUCCACCAGCUAGUGGAGAACACGGACGAGACGUACUGCAUCGACAACGAGGCGCUCUACGACAUCUGCUUCCGCACGCUCAAACUGGCCACGCCCACCUACGGGGACCUCAACCACCUCGUGUCUGCCACCAUGAGCGGGGUCACCACCUCCCUGCGCUUCCCCGGCCAGCUUAACGCCGACCUGCGCAAGCUGGCCGUCAACAUGGUGCCCUUCCCCCGCCUGCACUUCUUCAUGCCCGGUUUUGCUCCCCUGACGGCCAGGGGCAGCCAGCAGUACCGCGCCCUUACAGUACCUGAACUUACACUGCAAAUGUUCGAUGCCAAGAACAUGAUGGCGGCUUGUGACCCGCGCCACGGCCGCUACCUCACCGUAGCCACUGUUUUCCGUGGCCGCAUGUCCAUGAAGGAGGUGGACGAGCAGAUGCUGGCCAUCCAGAGCAAGAACAGCAGCUACUUCGUCGAGUGGAUUCCCAACAACGUGAAGGUGGCUGUGUGCGAUAUCCCUCCCCGUGGCCUCAAGAUGUCCUCCACCUUCAUCGGCAACAGCACGGCCAUCCAGGAGCUCUUCAAGCGCAUCUCCGAGCAGUUCUCGGCCAUGUUCCGCCGCAAGGCCUUCUUGCACUGGUACACGGGCGAGGGUAUGGAUGAGAUGGAGUUCACCGAGGCCGAGAGCAACAUGAACGACCUGGUGUCCGAGUACCAGCAGUACCAGGAUGCUACGGCGGAGGACGAAGAGGAGAUGUACGAAGAUGAGGAGGAGGAGGAGUCAGAGGCUCCAGCCCAGAAGCCCUGAAUGAUUUCAGGAGAUGUUCUCACCUGUCUCCAGCUUACUCUGAUUGCACUCAUCUACCAUCGACUUAUCUCUGCUGACAACUUCUUAGCUCAGUAUUGUUGCUUAUGAAUAUUUUAUUAUUUGGUGAAGGUAUUUUGGUGUCUUUCGACCUAAAUAUGAUUAAAAUGUGAAAAAUAAAUCCGAUUUAAAAAAAUCUGUCCUAAUAGCUCUGUCCUUUUUGAUUAUACCAGGGCUAAUUGGUUUUA